GGACUGGCGGUGUCGCGUCCGUGCGUAAGCGACCCAGGACGUGGCAGAGCACAACAAAGUCCGUCAAAAUGGGACUCUGUAAAUGCGCGAAAAAGACUAUAACAAAUCAGUUCUGCUUUGAACACAGGGUCAAUGUCUGCGAGCACUGUAUUGUUGAUGAACAUCCGACAUGUGUGGUUCAGUCCUAUCUAAAGUGGUUAGAUGACAGCGAUUACAAUCCAGUGUGUCGGAUAUGUGAUGACCAGUUGGCUGCAGGGGAUUGCAUACGUCUCGUGUGUUAUGAUGUCUUUCAUAAGGAGUGCUUAAAUGACUGGGCCAGCCGCAUGGCUCCAAACACAGCCCCUGCAGGAUACAAGUGUCCAGUAUGUUCCUCGCCUGUAUUUCCCGCCCCAAAUUUAGUGUCACCAGUUGCUGAUCGUCUACGAGAGAUGAUUUCCAUCUAUCCCUGGGCACAGACUGGCCUAGGCUUGCCUUUGAUUAAAGAAACACAAAAUGAGGGAACAUACCAUCAAGAUUGGAGUGCUGUCAAUGGUAGUGUCAUCUCUGAGUCUGAGAAUCACGACAGUGCCAUUGUUGACACCACCUUAUUGGCAAAUAAGAUGCCGAAGACGGAAACAUUUAGACCGCAGACUCAGGUUCAUUCCCAAGGACUAAGCAGCAAUACCAGUGCUGUGAGUGGAAGUAGCAACAAUAGUGUCCGUGUCACAUCCAUGGAAGAUCCUCUAGUCACUCCUUCACAGUAUAGAGGUGAAGGCCAUAGUAAUAUAAGUAGUGUUGUACGUAAAGGCUCUUCCUCAGAGACACGCCUCUUAUUUAACACUGAUGGUGACGCUGAUGAUGAGGAAAACAAGUAUAAGAGAAGAUCAGCUAUUGAAUGGUUUAGCAGGUGGUGGAGAACAAUGAGCCGUCCAUCAUCACGACACCACCAAAGGCUGCUUGGAGGAAGUCGACGAAUGGUCAUGAUCCUUGUCCUAUUGGCUGGUGCCACCCUACUUGUGAUCCUGUCCUACUUUAGCCAUGGAGCAUCUGAUGACGAUCCUCUCUUAGAUCCAUUCAAUAACCCAAAUAUUCGUAUUGAGGGAGAGUAAGUUUGUAGCUGGUGGUGGUUUUCUGAAUGCAGAAGUGUAGGUAUACUAAAACUACACCUCUGUUAGGACAAUUAUUAGCCAAAAGUGUCCUUUCAGUACUAAAAUUUGUAUGAUUUUUAGUUGCUGUUAUAUGAUAAAACAGAAAAAAAAAUUGUAACCAUAGACCCACUUUUUUUUUUUUUUUUUUUGGGGGGGGGGGGCUUCAUAGACAUAAUUUCUUUUAACCCAACAUGAAAUUUUCUUGGACAAAAGAGGCACAAAUUUAUAUGUGGGUCUAUUUGCUGGCCAUUCAUUCCAUGUGAUUGGUAAUAACAAGUAGGAUGGCUUUCAUAUUUGAUUUAUGUACAUUCAUAUUCUUUUCUCUUAAAUUUUGUUUGGGAGUUUUCACAUCCCUUUGAGGGCAGAAAUUUAUUGUUUGAAAUGUAACUAUGCAGCUUUUCGUGGGAAAAUAAACCCACAAGCAAUCUUCCAGAAAAUGUUUCCUUUUUGGAAGUAAAUUUCACUAAUUGUUUUUUUAGAGACAGUUGCUAUGAUUAACAAAGUUUCCUGAUAUAUUUUAUUAGAUGUAUCCUUAAACUACUGUAUAAAUUGCAUUGGUUUUAUUGUUGAGUUAUAUUUUGGUCAAUGUGUUGUUUUUAUUUAAUGUCAAUGGAGAUAAGUUAAUAAUGAUUAUAUUGUUUUGUGCUUAUUAUUGGUAGAUCUGAUAAGUCUCUUAUUUUUAUUUUGAAAUUGGACAGAACAAUAUAAGGAAAACUAUUACUCAAACAUUAUUACAUACAAAAUAGAAAAAUAUUAAAAGUGAAAUAUUUGCAGGGACCAGGGGAUUAAUCUUUUUUUUCCCUUUUAAUGUUUUACAUUAGAAAGGUAGGUAUUGGUGUGGAACCAGCUAUGAUUUGAAGAAAGUGUUCUCUGACAUUGGUCCAGUUGUGGCUCAUGUUCCACAAAGCACAUAUAUGAUAAUGCCAGUUCCUUCAGGAAAUGUUGGCCAAAAAUAUACUUUGGGGAUCUUGCAUAAUUUUUUGCUGAAGUUUUGCUUAGAUUUUUUUUUUAAUGUAUGCAAGAUAGAGAGAGAGAGAGGGGGAAAGAGAGGGAGGAAGGGUAAUUUUUUCCCAUUACUAAGAUAAAAAGCAAAGAUACAAUAUUGUAAUAGUAACAAAUGCCGGGGAAACAUAACAUUGUAUAUUAGCUCUAAUGAAUAAUAGUUUCAGUGAAUAUGGAUAACAACAAAAAUUAAAUUUAUUGACAUGAUUUGCAGAAGACUUUGUGUGGUACCUGUCAGAAAAAUCACCAGAUUACACCCUGAAACAAUAUUUCAUAAGCAAUUUACAUCAGAAAGGGUUGUCACUCCUUUUUGUUUGUCCAAUUCCACCUAAGUUCAUUAAUUUUCAGAUGAAUUUAAUUUAUAUAUAUAUAUAUAUAUAUAUAUAUAUAUAUAUAUAUAUAUAUAUCAAUAUAGAGUCUCUACAUACAACAAAUCCUAGCUCUCCAAAAGAAUUUACCAAAGAAUUUGGAUUGAAUAGACCAUUAGAGAGGUUUCUGAGACAUUGCAUUAUUUUGGCACAUAUAUAAUGCUAGAAAAUACAUGAAAGCCAUACAUCGAAGUCAUACAGAUAUAUUUUCAUUUUUUAAGAAUAAUGCAUUCAUUCCUUGGAUGGUUGGUACAAUAGAAGCAAGAACUUUGGGUGCUUUUCUCUCCCCAUUGGAACCAAAUCCCUAAUAUUUAUUUGUGAACGAAUGAAGAAGUAAUAAGGGAGUGGCUUGAUGAAUGUUGAAUUGCAAUUCAAGCAGACAUAUCCCCAGUUGAAAACCUGUGCAAUUAGCUAAAAGGCAAAUUAUGUAAUCAUGAAUCCACCUCUAUCCCAGGCUUCAGGUAGUGAUUGCAGAAGUGUGGAUUGACCUUUAGAAGAAACACCUGAAAAAUUGUGCUUUGUCUGUACAAAACUGCACAUUAAAUAACAUGUGAAAACGAGUCUUAGAUAUGAAUAAGUACAUGUAAACAAAUAUUUAAAGUGCUUUUGAUUGGCACUUGAAAGUUGCUCAUUCCUCAGGAAGUGCCCACAGUUGUUGCUUAUGCUGUACUUUAUCCAAAUUGUCUCUUCUUUUUUUCCUCUUUUUGUGUCCUGCUUUUUUUUUUUUUUUUUUUUUUCUUUUAUUUCUUUCCUUCCCUGUUUCAUAUCCCUAGAAGUUGUCAUCUCUACGUCGGAUAUUUCAUCAGAUCAAAAAAAUAAUGACCGUGAUGGUCUUUAGUGCAAGCCUUUACAAUAUAUAGUUUAUUGCAUCUUUGUAAAUAUUUUUAAAAAGUAUCUUUUGGGAUAUAAAACAUGCACAUAUGAAUACACUGAAAGGUUUGUUAUAGGAAAAAUUUGGAACCUGCAAGAGUGUUGGCAUUAUGAGUGUGGUUAGAUUUUUUAACAGAAAGAAUGUAAAGGCUGUUCCGUUAUUUAUAAUAUGGAGUAAAGUUUUUUUUUCAGUGCAAUAGUUAGGUUAUCAGAAGAAUUCAACAAGUAUUAUAGCUACAUACUUGUGAUUAAGUUGUUGAUCAUUCAAUAUUCAUCCUUGUUACUUUUUAAUGAAAAUUCAGUUACACUUAAUUUUUUUAUGAAUGUGUCUGAAUGUGUGUGUGCUUAGGUUUCAUCUCAUCUAUUUAUUUUUAAUUGCAAUAACUUCUAUAGAAAAAUUAUUGCUUGAAUAUUUAUAUAAUUAUUUGUUUUGAUAUCAUUUUCCCUAAAAGUAUUUUUAUGUGAAGUGCAUGUACAUAAUAAUUUUGGUAGCAUGACAGUUCAUCUUUCACAGAAGAAAAAGAGUUAUGACAGUUUUAAGUAUAGAAUAGACUAAACUGUCUGAUAUGUGGGGUUUCUUUCAUCUUAUCCAAUUAUCUAUGUAUAUAUUGUAUCAAAAAAAAAAUAGUGUUCCAGAAGAUAUACAAAACUAUUUAAUGAAAUAUAUGUUUUAAGGUUUA
Molecule: messenger RNA, 4047 nt
Organism: Penaeus chinensis
Lineage: Eukaryota; Metazoa; Arthropoda; Malacostraca; Decapoda; Penaeidae
Product: zinc finger protein-like 1
Exons: 6
Coding region: 69-1088 (339 amino acids)
Cellular component (GO): Golgi apparatus
Source: RefSeq, a predicted model, not a curated record